Molecule: messenger RNA, 1014 nt
Organism: Symbiodinium sp. CCMP2592
Lineage: Eukaryota; Dinophyceae; Suessiales; Symbiodiniaceae
Source: the annotation of a GenBank genome assembly
AUGGCCCGGGAUUCGUUGCCGGAGUCGGUGCGGAAGAGAUGUCGGCGCUUGCAUCGAAAGGUUCCCCUGAAACGUCGCCUGGUCUUCGCAGGCACUCCAGAGCUCGCGUGCAGAGCUUUGCUCCUUCGCAACCUGUAUGAUAAAUAUUAUCGGAAAGCCACAACGACCUCUCAAGGCUGGCGCAAAGACUCGCGUAAACGCAGUUAUGAAGACAUGCUGUCCAGCUUAGGCGCCCAAGAGGUCCUGGCACAGGCUUGCAAGGUGACCUGCCGCGAGGUGAACCGCCCGCAAAGUGCACGGUACCGGCACGAAUACGCAACUUCCCUGAGCGAGAUCUUGAAGACCGACAUCAACUGCGAAGCCACAGAUCGCACUAGUCUGCUCCAGGACGCAAUCAUAUCUGCCCUGCCGUCCCGGGAUGGCCAACGCCGGGAGGCAGCAGUGCUGUUGGGGCGGCUCUCCUCGAGGCCUUUUACGGAGAUGUUGACGGACGAGCUGGGGAGGAAGAAGUGCCAGAACAUUCUGGUGCUCCGAGCUGCAGUUGCACGCGUGUUAGACCGUGUUGAGCACCCGGCCGACCUGCUGACUGAGAGGUUCGGGAGGGCGGAGGCGCGGAAGGUGCGCAAAAUGUCGGUUUCGAAAGCUCGGCGGUGGUUUGAGGCGUUGGUCAGCUUCUGCCGUGUUGUUUCUGUGGACAUGGCACACCACCCAACUUCUCGCGCACGGGUCCAUCUGUUGGCAGCGUCGUUUGGCAUUCUUCGAGGGAAGAACUGCCAAGCUCUAAUGGCUCGCCACGCCAUGAUCAACACCGAUUUGGUGCUUGUGGGUCCUGGGGCCCUGCGUGGCGCUUUCCAAACUUUGGCCACCCUGCAGCCGCACUGCAUGAAACCGCGUGUCACCGCGCAGUACUUGGACCAAGCCCAUGAGCUCCUGGUACUGUGCCGCAAGGUCUUCCGCAAAAUCACCCAGAGGGAGCUCCAGCCCAUGGGCCUGCCAAGGUGCACGACCGACUGA